Messenger RNA from Talaromyces proteolyticus, 1092 nucleotides. RefSeq names its product XPC-binding domain-containing protein. Lineage: Eukaryota; Fungi; Ascomycota; Eurotiomycetes; Eurotiales; Trichocomaceae. The transcript has 6 exons. Gene Ontology annotation, cellular component: cytosol; nucleoplasm. The record is from RefSeq and is a predicted model, not a curated record. Bases 1 to 1092 code for a protein of 363 amino acids. Gene Ontology annotation, molecular function: polyubiquitin modification-dependent protein binding; damaged DNA binding; ubiquitin binding. Gene Ontology annotation, biological process: nucleotide-excision repair; proteasome-mediated ubiquitin-dependent protein catabolic process.
AUGAAGCUUACGUUCAGAGAUCUCAAACAGCAGAAGUUCACCAUCGAAGCUGAGCCAACCGAAACAGUUGGCCAGGUCAAGGAAAAGAUUGCCCAGGAAAAAGGAUGGGAGGCUUCUCAACAGAAACUGAUUUACUCCGGUGAGUCUCUGCAAGCGAAAAAGCCGCCAAAGGCCGCACCCUCCGGAGGACCGUCAACACCGGCCAAGGUUGCCCCAGCAGCCACUCCUGCAGCUCCCGCUCCCUCUACUGCCCCUGCCGCCCCCCAAGUACCAUCUACACCUUCUCCAGCUGGUCAAGCUGGUCAAGCAGCGUCGACUGCGGACCCCGCCGCCGACCCCACAACCUUCAAUGACCCGUCCGCUUUGGCCAUGGGCCCCCAGGGCGAUGCCGCCGUCACUCAAAUGGAAGCUAUGGGCUUUCCCCGCGCUGACAUUGAACGUGCAAUGAGGGCUGCCUUUUUCAACCCAGAUCGUGCCAUCGAGUACCUUCUCAAUGGUAUCCCAGAAGACAUUCAGCAAGAGCAACAACAAGCCCGGGCGGCGGCAGCUUCUCCCGAAGCUGGAGAUGCCUCUCCAGCUGCCCACGUGCCUGCAACAACCGGUGGUGAAGAGCCAGUGAAUCUAUUUGAAGCCGCAGCACAGGCUGGUCAAGGUACUGGAAGUCGCGGAGCUCGUUCUGGUGGUGCUGGUGCUGGUGCUGGGGAAGCUGGAGGGUUGGGCAAUCUCGAUUUCCUUCGAAACAAUCCUCACUUCCAACAACUACGUCAGCUUGUCCAACAACAACCGCAGAUGUUGGAGCCUAUUCUCCAACAGGUUGGAGCUGGAAACCCACAAUUGGCCCAACUCAUUGGACAAAAUCAGGAACAGUUUCUUCAGCUUCUGUCAGAAGAUAUUGCCGAGGAAGGCAAUGAGCUUCCCCCGGGUACUCACGAAAUCCGUGUUACAGAGGAAGAGCGUGAUGCUAUUGAGCGACUUUGCCGUCUUGGUUUCUCUCGAGACUCAGUAAUUCAGGCUUAUUUUGCGUGUGACAAGAACGAAGAACUGGCCGCCAACUUCUUGUUUGAACAACCUGACGAGAACGAUGAACAAUGA